Trifolium pratense (red clover) is the source of this 1682-nucleotide messenger RNA. Its product is annotated as polycomb group protein EMBRYONIC FLOWER 2-like. The transcript is spliced from 15 exons. Gene Ontology annotation, cellular component: nucleus. The coding region runs from base 146 to 1432 and encodes 428 amino acids. Gene Ontology annotation, molecular function: chromatin DNA binding. NCBI's taxonomy places the organism in Eukaryota, Viridiplantae, Streptophyta, Magnoliopsida, Fabales, Fabaceae. The record is from RefSeq and is a predicted model, not a curated record.
AAGCCCAAAAGCAAAACAGAGAUAAAAAAAAACGUUAACGGUGCUAGUUCCUUCCUUUCUCCGCCAGAUCUCUUUAUCGGCGAACAAGAGUUCCUUCGCUUUCUCUCUCAUCUUCGUUGAAAUUUAUUUAUCAGAGAAAAACAAAAUGUGCCGGCAAAAUUCUCCGGUGCAUAAUUCCGGUGAUGAAGAACUUACAGCUGAUGAAAGUCUUUUGGUUUAUUGCAAACCUGUUGAAUUCUACAAUAUUCUCUAUCGUCGUUCUCUUCAUAAUCCUACUUUUCUUAGGAGAUGUUUGCGCUAUAAAAUAAAAGCAAAGCGUAAAAGGAGGGUGCGAGCAGGAAUUGUGAUUUUCAACUAUAGGGACUGUUACAACAUGCUUCGGAAGACUGAAGUGACUGAAGACUUUUCUUGUCCAUUUUGCUUGAUGCAGUGUGCGAGCUUUAAGGGUUUGCGAUUUCAUCUUUGUUCAUCACAUGAUCUGUUCAAUUUUGAGUUCUGGGUUACUGAUGAUUACCAAGCAGUGAACGUCUCUGUAAAAAUUGACAUACUGAGAUCAGAGAAUGUUGCUGAUGGAGUAAUUCCACAAACACAACCCUUCUUCUUCUGUUCUAGACCUCGAAAGCGUAGACCAAAAAGCUCUUUUAAAAAUCAGAAGCACACCAAUAUAAAGUUCUUGAAGUUGGAUUCACCAGAAGGCAUACAAAAUGGGACUCUACAGAAAGACGAUGAUAUCCUGUCAUGCAAAGGGGAGAAUAUGUCUAGAGCAUCUCAUAGUGAGAAGAAUUUGCAGAAUGAAGGAAAUGGUGGGGUAAAAUUUGGUCCUGAUCAUCCUAGCACCAUGGAUUACGUUGAGCAUGUAGAAUCUAGUUUUAACAUUCCAGGUGUUUCAAUUGCCAUGCCCCAAUCUUCGGAGGACCCUGAAUGUAGCAAAUCUGUAUAUAAAAGUGAUCCUGCUCUGCCUACUAAAGCAAAGAAGUUAAAUACGGACCGUUCAGACUCAAAAAACCGGAUGCUCCUGCAGAAGAGGCAGUUCUUUCACUCACAUAGAGUUCAGCCCAUGGCAUUAGACCAAGUGUUAUCAGAUCGUGAUAGUGAAGAUGAAGUUGAUGAUGGUGUUGCUAACCUGGAAGAUAGAAGGAUGCUUGAUGAUUUUGUGGAUGUUUCCAAAGAUGAAAAGCAGCUCAUGCAUCUCUGGAACUCUUUUAUGAGGAAACAAAGGGUACUGGCUGAUGGUCAUGUUCCGUGGGCUUGUGAGGCAUUUUCCAAGCUUCAUGCAAAAGAGCUGAUUUCGUCCCAAGCUUUAUUUUGGUGUUGGAGAUUAUUCAUGAUCAAACUUUGGAAUCAUGGUCUACUUGAUGCUUGCACAAUGAACAACUGCAAUAUAAUAUUAGAUAACUACAAAAACGGGGGAUCGGAUACUGGUACAGAUUGAAGACCAACUGACUCGGUCACAGGCAAUAUAUAUAUACUCUUCUGUGCCCUGUAUUUGUAACAAAUUGUUGUACUAUCAAUUUCUUAAUGAAUUAUGUGUUGUCUAAGUUAUAAACCAAAAAAUUAUUUUAUACAGUUAUAAAAAUGUAUACAGUACUAAAAGUUUUACAGCAUCUGCUUGAAAAAAAUGUUAUAUUACAUUCACCAUACAAUAUUUCUCUUAAUUUUAAUGACAUUGAACUUUUAUGAAA